AUUCCUCCGUCACAUAAUAUAAGAUCGUUUUCGAAGCUAACUAGGGAGUACUAGUUUGGUACUAGCCAUGACAUGUGCAGCAGUCCCUUUGACGUUGAGAGAUCAUGGGGUAGUACGUACUAGGACACUGUUAAUGUCAUGGAAAUUCCCUUGCUCGUUCGCUGGCUGCCUCUAAUCAAUAAACACCGGACCGGACCGUCGUCUUCCGCCGGCCGGCCGCUCGUGCUCAUAAAUUGCCGCCGGCAGCUUUCCUUCCCGCCCCCCUUUAUAGUACGCUACGCGUACUCUCCUAGGUAGACGACGACGGUUGACGGUCGUGAGAUUUUCUCCUAGCUACCCACCUACCCUACGCAUUCGCCCUCUUCUUGCCGUGCGAGUGCUAGCCUCCGGCCAUGCGGAAGGACUUCUCCUGCUUCCGCGACGGCGCGGUCACCACCCUCGCCGUCGCCGAGCCGGGCUCCUCCGCCGACCGCCUCGACCGCUCGCUCCAGGCCGCCACCGCCUGCGUCUACCGGCUCGCGCUCGCCUCGCGCAAGGACCUGCUCGUCACCGUCACCUGGACCCGCCGCUCCGUGGUCACCAGCACCCCCGUCGCCGACGCCGCUGCCGCCGGGGCCACCGGGCUCUCCGUCGCCGUCGAGGAAGUCCAGGCCGAGGCCUCCAGCAACUCGAAGCCGACGCUCCCCCCGUCGUCCGCAACCCCGCGGAGGUCGGCGGUGAAGCCCGCGGCCACGGCUACCGCGCAGCAGCGGGUCGUGCACCUGAUGCACAAGAGGCGCGGGAGCCGGGCCUUCGUCACGGAGGGCGGCACGGCGGUGGCCGUCCACUGGGACACGUCGGAGGCCAAGUACGCGGCGGCCUCGCCGGAGCCCUGCGGCGGGGAGUACCACCUCGCCGUGGUGGCCGACGCGGAGCUCGCGCUGCUCCUCGGCCGCGGGGCCGCGCGGGAGGAGCUGUCCCGCCGCUUCGGCGCCGCGUCGCCGCGCCCCUUCGCGGCCCUGGUGAGCCGGCGCGAGCAGCUCCGCGCGCCGUCGUCCGCGGAGGCGGCGUCGGUGGCGCACAGCACGCGGUGCCGGUUCCGGGACGGCGGGGCGGAGCACGAGGUGACGGUGCGCUGCCGCGGCGACCGGCGGAGGACGUCCUCCUCGUCGGGCGAGCACGUGGACGGGGAGGUGGCGGUGAGCGUGGACGGGAAGAGCAUCGUGGAGGCGCGGCGCGUGGGGUGGAACUUCCGCGGCAACCGCACGGCCGUGCUGGGCGACGGCGCCGUGGUGGAGGUGAUGUGGGACGUGCACGACUGGUGGUUCGCCGGGGGGCUCGGCGCGGCGCAGUUCAUGGUGAAGGCGCGCGGACCCGGGCCGGCGGACGGCGGGCGGGUGUGGAUGGACGAGGAGCUGGCCAGCCAGGGCCAGCCCCCCGCCGGCUUCUUCCUCCACAUGCAGUGCUACCGCCGAUCGACAAGGAGAUCAGCAUCGGCAUCAUCCGACAUGUGCCGCUAAGCAGCUUCCAAAUGGCGUAGAUUCCAGUAGUGUGUUUGGGCGGCCGAUCGUGGUUGACUGCCGGCCUACUCCUACGUCGAUCGGCCGCCAUUACUGCGGGGAGCAGGCAGCGCGGCUCACGAGGCUGGCGGUCGCACGCUCACGGAGGCGUUGCGUUUGGCAGGGAGCGCUUUACGCCACUGAUCUACUCUGCCCGCCUCGAUCGGCCGGCCGCCAUUAAUGAACGGAGCAGCCAGCUCCAUCGGAGACGGCGUGCAUGCAUGCACCUACCGGUGGAUGCCGGGCCGCUCCGGCCGGGGCGGGUCGCGGUCGGCAGCUCGGGGCAUUUAAGGCGGCCACGGGCGCAGCUACGCUACGCUACAGGUCGACGACGGCAGCCGCGCGCAGCAGACCAGACGGCGUCCGGUCCGGUCCGGUCAGGUCAGUCAAGGGUUUGACCGCCACGUCGGGUUCUGUGUUUGGGCCCCACCGGUCAUUGACCCAGAACCCGCAACCGAUCAAACCCUUCAUACUGGUCCGAAUGUUCGGGUUGUUUGCCACGCCUCAAACCCAGCCCAUAUAUCUGUCACCACGACGAUGACGCCCCUUCAGCCGUCGACGCCUAUGUCGAGGAGUACUAUUGCUGCUCCGAAGAC
Molecule: messenger RNA, 2134 nt
Organism: Triticum aestivum (bread wheat)
Lineage: Eukaryota; Viridiplantae; Streptophyta; Magnoliopsida; Poales; Poaceae
Exons: 2
Coding region: 393-1499 (368 amino acids)
Source: RefSeq, a predicted model, not a curated record